Molecule: messenger RNA, 3016 nt
Organism: Fusarium odoratissimum NRRL 54006
Lineage: Eukaryota; Fungi; Ascomycota; Sordariomycetes; Hypocreales; Nectriaceae
Product: double-strand break repair protein MRE11
Exons: 4
Coding region: 640-2811 (723 amino acids)
Biological process (GO): mitochondrial double-strand break repair via homologous recombination; mitotic intra-S DNA damage checkpoint signaling; meiotic DNA double-strand break formation
Cellular component (GO): Mre11 complex; nucleus
Molecular function (GO): manganese ion binding; DNA endonuclease activity; 3'-5'-DNA exonuclease activity
Source: RefSeq, a predicted model, not a curated record
CGUGCAUCUCGUAAUUCAUCCUAUCAAUAUCCCUCACGAUAUAGGGACAUGAGAGUGGAGGUUUUGCUGAUUCGCGUAUCGAGGUGCAGAAACACAAUGUUACAGUGAACCCAACGUCCGUUUUCCUCCAUGCAUUAAACUAAACGUGCAAUGGUAACAUCGCCUGUGGGAAACUUCAGGAACAGGAACGGAGUCUUAGUGCGGAACGAGACCGAGACCUUAUUAGCGCUGAGAUGAUGGGUCGAAACGUGGUCUGAUGCUGAUCAAAUAGUCUUUCACCUGCGCAAUCAAUCAAUCAAUCACUGACUCGGGGUUGACACCUGCUGCAAGAUCCCGCUGCCAUUCAACGGCUGGCGUCAGAGUUUAGAACCCGCCCUUUGCUGCUUUUGCUUUUCUGGAAGGACUCGAUAUUAUUCUGACAGCUCGGAAAAAGAUGAGCAAUCACUUUUGGGAUAAGGGCCAUCGUUGGGCUGUGGAGGUGUAAAGCUGAGGUGCACGUGACCUCGCAUUGGGGCGCGUCACCUUCCCAGCUACUGCUCGCGUCUCACUGAAACAGCCCGCGUAAAGCACAUUCAUCCACACCUAAUUAGGCCACACGUCACAGCUCGAUUGUGUCACACAAAUUGUAAGCUGUACAAGAUGCCCGAGUUCACCGAGGCGGAUACCAUUCGUAUCCUCGUUGCGACCGACAAUCAUGUCGGUUAUGAAGAGCGAGACCCGAUUCGUAGAGAUGACAGUUGGAGAACUUUCGAUGAGAUUUUGAACCUCGCCCGGACUGAAGAUGUCGAUAUGGUUCUCCUCGCUGGCGAUCUCUUUCACGACAACAAACCCUCCCGAAAGUCCCUGUACCAAGUCAUGCGUACACUCCGACAAAACUGCCUGGGCAUGAAACCUUGUCCUCUCGAAUUCCUCUCCGAUGCUGCGUCUGUCUUUGAAGGUGCAUUCACGCAUGUCAACUACGAAGAUCCCGACAUCAACAUUUCCAUUCCUGUCUUUUCGAUCCAUGGCAAUCAUGAUGAUCCUUCCGGUGAAGGUAACUACUGUUCGCUUGAUCUUUUACAAGCGAGCGGGCUACUCAAUUACUACGGGCGUGUCCCCGAGGCAGACAACAUCGAGGUCAAGCCGAUUCUGCUACAGAAGGGUCUUACAAAGCUUGCCCUGUUUGGGUUGAGCAAUGUUCGAGAUGAGCGCAUGUUCCGUACCUUCCGGGAUCAUAAAGUCAAGUGGUUUCGGCCUGAAACCCAGAUGGCUGACUGGUUUAACUUGUUGGCUGUUCACCAAAAUCACCAUGCCCAUACAGCCACAUCCUACCUCCCCGAGAAUGUCUUGCCUGACUGGUUGGAUCUUGUAGUCUGGGGUCACGAGCACGAGUGUUUGAUCGACCCUACACAGAACCCCGAAACAGGCUUUCACGUCAUGCAGCCCGGCUCAUCUGUCGCAACUUCACUGGUGCCCGGUGAGGCGGUUCAGAAGCACGUUGCUAUUGUGAGCGUGACCGGCAAAGACUUCAAGGUCGACAAGCUUCCUCUCAAGAGUGUGCGUCCCUUUGUCACACGGGAAGUCAUCCUUGCGCAGGACAAGCGCUUCAAAGGACUUGACAAGAAGAAGGAUAAUCGCCAGGAAGUCACACGAAGACUGAUGGAGGUGGUUGAGGAGAUGAUCGAGGAGGCCAAUGCGGAUUGGGAGGCCAUCCAGACAGACGAAGAGGCUCUAGAAGAACGACCUCUUCCGCUAAUUCGUCUGAAAGUGGAGUACACAGCCACGGAAGGUGGCCAGUUUGAGGUUGAGAAUCCCCAGAGGUUCUCAAAUCGAUUUGUUGGUAAGGUGGCCAACACGAAUGAUGUUGUCUACUUUUACCGCAGAAAGACGUCACAGCGCAAGGCGAAUGCUGCCAACCCAACAGACGCUCUUGAGGCACUCGAUGGUGCUGAUGACAUGGUCAAGGUGGAGAAUCUGGUGCAAGACUUUCUGUCGGCGCAAUCACUCAAGGUCCUUCCUCAAGGACCUUUUGGUGAUGCUGUGACUCAAUUCGUGACAAAGGAUGACAAGCACGCGAUGGAGCUGUUUGUUUCAGAGCACCUAACGGGACAAGUCCGAUCCAUGCUGGGCUUGGAGUCGGACGACGAAGACCUCAACAGUGCCAUGGAUAUCUACCGAACAAGGAUCGAGCAGCAGCAAGCUAGCGGCAUGCAGACAGCACGAGCGGAGAGGAAGCGAGUUCUCAAGCCAAAGCCAGCGACCUGGGACAGUGACUUUGAUGGUAGCUGGGAGAAUGAGCCAGAUGCCUGGACAUAUGAGGAUGAACAGGCCGAGACCUCUUCACGCGCAUCUGCACCCGCACCCGCGCCAGCACGCAAGACUACACGUGGACGAGCCAAGGCAACACAGCAAGACGAUGACAUGGACUUGAUGGACGACGAUGAGCCGCUCCCUGCACCUGCGAAGAAACCAGCAGCCAAACGAGCAACACGCGCCACAAAAGCAGCACCAGCCAAAAAGGCCCCGGCAAAGGGACGAGGCCGCAAGGCAUUUGAAGACAGUGAAGACGAGGAAGAAGACGUGAUUAUGGAAUCAGAAGAAGAACCCGCACCUCCUCCACCAAAGACGCGACGAACCGCUGCGAAGAGCACCGCCAAGACACCGGCGACUCGAGGAGCGGGUAAGAAUACACGGCAGACAAAGUUGAACUUUUCACAGUCGCAGAAGGGCGGUACGCAGAGUAAGGCUGUUGAGAUUAGCGAUGAUGAGAUUUCGGAUGAUGAUGCGUUUGAGCCGGCGCCUGCGACGACACGAAGUACGAGGAGGAGAUAGAGCUGUGUGGAAGAAUACCCUGGGCAUGUAAGAAAAAUAUAAAGAGUUAUGAUGAAUUGAGCAAACUGUCACAGCUACAGAAAACGAAACUUGGUAUAGACUAUUCUGCAUGGUUUGAUAACGACUUACAAGGCCUGCGAUAUCCACCGGGCAACAACCGUCUUCCAAGAUGGCGAUCCUCACCUUGAUGGCAUUUACAGUGUAU